CACGCCCAUUCUCCGUUCAGCCUUUGCCCGGUUCCGCCAUCAGCGGGGGCGGGAUGAACCGGAGACCGCGGCCUAUGCCGAGCAGAUUUAUGGUCUGCAUUAUGUCUGGAUUCCGUACCACGCCUGCUGUAUUCCUCCUCGGCUGCUGUGCGCUUGCGCUGGGCCUCGGCUCAGGCUCCCUGGAGCACCGUGAGGCCAAGCACUACAUUGCUGCAGUGUAUGAGCACCGGUCGGUCCUGAGCCCAAACCCUCUGGAGCUCACCAGCCGCCAACAGGCCCUGGAGCUCAUGAACCAGAACCUCGACAUCUAUGAACAACAAGUGAUGGCUGCAGCCCAGAAGGGUGUGCAGAUUAUAGUGUUCCCAGAAGAUGGCAUCCAUGGGUUCAACUUCACAAGAACAUCCAUCUACCCAUUCUUGGACUUCAUGCCAUCUCCCAGGCUGGUCAGGUGGAACCCCUGUCUGGAGCCCUUUCGGUUCAAUGACACGGAGGUCCUCCAGCGCCUGAGUUGUAUGGCCAUCAAGGGACAGAUGUUCUUGGUGGCCAAUCUUGGAACAAAACAGCCUUGCCUUCGCAGUGACCCCAGGUGCCCAGAUGACGGGAGGUACCAGUUUAAUACAGAUGUGGUGUUCAGCCACAAUGGAACCCUUGUUGCCCGCUACCGUAAGCACAACCUGUACUUUGAGGCGGCCUUUGAUACCCCUGCUCACGUGGACCUCGUCACCUUUGAUACCCCCUUUGCGGGCCAGUUUGGCAUGUUCACUUGCUUUGACAUCCUGUUCUUUGAGCCCGCCAUCCAACUCCUCAGAGACUCGGAGGUGAAGCACAUUGUGUACCCCACGGCCUGGAUGAACCAGCUGCCGCUCUUGGCAGCCAUUGAAAUCCAGAAAGCAUUUGCCACUGCCUUUGGUGUCAGUGUUCUGGCAGCUAACAUCCACCAUCCAACUCUGGGGAUGACUGGCAGUGGCAUCCACACCCCUCUGAAGUCCUUUUGGUACCAUGACAUGGACAACCCCGAAGGCCACCUUAUAAUUGCCCAAGUAGCCACAAACCCCCUGGGACUUGUUGGGAUAGAGAAUGCAACUAGUGAAACGGACCCAUCCCAUAGUAAGUUCUUAAAAAUGCUGGCUGGUGACCUGUCCUGUGAGAAGGACGCCCAGGAAGUGCACUGUGAGGAGGCUGCCAAGUGGAACAUGAACACACCACCUACUUUCCACUCAGAGAUGAUGUACGACAACUUCACCCUGGUGCCUGUCUGGGGAAAGGAAGGCUAUGUCCAGGUCUGCUCCAACAGUCUCUGUUGUCACUUACUCUACGAGAGGCCCACCGUGUCCGAAGAGCUGUACGCCCUGGGUGUCUUUGAUGGGCUCCACACGGUACACGGCACUUACUACAUUCAAGUCUGUGCCCUGGUCAAGUGUGGGGGCCUCGGCUUUGACACUUGUGGGCAGGAGAUCUCAGAGGCACAGGGCCUGUUUGACUUUCACCUGUGGGGGAACUUCAGCACUUCCUAUAUCUUUCCUCUGUUCCUCACCUCAGGGAUGACUCUGGAUACCCCUGACCAGCUCGGGUGGGAAAAUGACCACUAUUUCUUGAGGAAGAGUGGACUGUCCUCUGGUCUGGUGACAGCCGCUCUCUAUGGGCGGUUGUAUGAGAGGGACUAGAAAAAGUGUGUGGUCAGUGGAGUGGGCUGUGCCAGCCUGCCUUUCUACAGGACCGUCUCUACCCAGAGGGUGGAAAGCCACCUCCGUGGCACUGGGUUCCACCCUCGGUCCCACUCUGGGAAUUGUAAGAAGAUGGGAGAGGCAGUUCCUUCUUCCUUUCUACAUAAUGACAGACAUUUUGUGGUAUUUUCUAUUCACACUCUUUUUCAAACCACACCUUCUUCCUACUACGCAAUUAGUUUUAAAUGCUAAAAUAACAAAUAGACAUAAGUUGCUACUUUACAAUCCCACAGAGCCCUGGUUGUUUUUUUUUUUUCUUUCUGUUUUGUUCUUUCAUUGUUGAUCUAGUGACACAGUGUCCACAUUCUCCAAGCCUCAAACACUUUCUGUGGUAAAAAACAGACUCUCGAAGCAAAAGCUGUGAAAAGGGCUGCCAUGGUGAACCAUCCUGUUCUGGUCAACAGGGACUCUGUUCGGAUGCGGUGGCAAAGUCAGAGCUACCAGCAGUGGCAGAAAUGUAGCCCUAGAAACAGCAGGGAGGCGAGGCUUUCUUGCAGGCGCCUUGCUGUCCUGGAUGGCUGUGUAGGCAGGCUUGGAAUCUCUGCAGGAAUGCGGUGCUGUGGAAGUGGGGAGGGGGGCUGGAAAAUGUUGAGCAAGGCCAGGCUAGGAAAGCAUGAGUAAUAGAAUUAUUCCUCCAAAGCGUCUCAUCCAGGGAUUCCAGAGGCCUUAGCCAAUCGAUUUAGCUGUGCUCAACUGAAUUUGCACCCAAUAGGUCUCCCUCGUGCAGAGAGGCGGGGAGCUGCCUCCAGCCUGCUGCAGUCACAAACUUUUGCUCAGCUCGGCACAGCAGGUGUUUCUCAGGGCCCACGUAAGCACAGAGCCAGGACUGUGCACAGUAACAGCUGCGCACCAGAAGCUGAGAAGCUAUGGGUAGCACGGCGACAACAUUUAUAGGCCACUGAUACUUUCUUUGCAACCAAUGUUUGAAAGCCAUUUAAAAAGUAUUUUACUUCUAUACAGAGCAAUUGUUUCUUUUAUUUUUGUUUAUUAUUUUAUUAUUUUUUGAGUACAGAAUGGAUAGUCUUCUGAAAUUUGCCUCUUUUUUUCCCCAACAGUAGAAAAUAUUUAAUAUACCACCUGAUAAAUAACAAAACACUUGGGAUUAAUUUUCCCUUUUGUCCAUAUAUUCAAAGAAUUGUAAAACCAUUCAAGAAACAAGAGAUGUAGAGGUGUUUCAGAUACACUGAAGGGAAAUGCUUAAAGGCAAAAUUCCUUAAACAUAUGCCACUUGUGGGAGCCCAGAACCAUUCCCUGCUAAUCCUGUUAAAAUCCAUUGUGCAGGAAGGCUGUGAGAAAGAUCACAUCUGUGUACAAACCAAACAUACUAUUUUUUUUACCACUAGUCAGAAUACUCAUUCUUUCCUACAAUAACAGAUUUGAAAAACAAACACAUUUCUUGAAAGCAAAUCCUUCUUUGAAGUACAAUUAAGGACUGAGUCUGACAAUAACCAUUAAACAGGUAAAGCCCUGUUUAUUCCAGGUAAGACUAUCUUAGUUUUGGAGUGGGCAGCGACCAUCAUCCUGAUAGGACUGGCUUUGACUUUAGAAUCUUUCUGAGUGAGCUGCUGCUUCGUGUAUAAUGGGGGCUAGUCAUGCUUCCAUUUAGUACCGGUAAUUCAUCUCAGCCUUAGGUGAAGACAUGGAAGAGGUUGUGUUCUGUGUGACGCAGGUCUGACCCUGUCCUUGUUCACACCUCCAAUAUUCCAGCUACAGUUAGGACAGACCAGAACCAAUUCCAGUCCCAAGCUGUAAAAAUUCCCAGGGCAUUUACACAUUCUUGUUGGAUGUGUACCCUGCUCUCAAGAAAGACAAGAAACCUAAGUUGUCAACCCGGAAGUUUCAUCUGAUCAUCCCAGCCUCAAAGGACCCGAAACCGCUUGCUGUUGUUCCUUUCCUUUCCUGCCUAGCUUUUUAUCUUGAGGGAUGAAAUUCGCUUCUUUAAUGUUGCUAUUUAACUCCUUGAAAACCAUGAGUGUUAUACAGAGGAAACCCUGUCUUGAAAGACCAAAAGAAAGAAAAAAGAAAAAGAAAAAAAACCAAAACCAUGAGGGUGAGUGUGUGUGUGUGUGUACAUGCGAGUGUGCCUGUGUAUGUGGGCACAUGUGCCAUGGAGUCACUUGAGACAGAUUUCUGUGAGUUCUAGGCCAACUUAGUCUACAUAGGAAGUUCCAGGACAGUCAGGAAUACUUAGCACAACCCUAUCCCAAAAAACAACAAAAUUAUAAAACUAUGAAAUGAAAACUGCACUCUUCCCAUGCUCUGGCAGGGAAGUCCCUCUCUGGUCUUGGCA
Chionomys nivalis (European snow vole) is the source of this 4014-nucleotide messenger RNA. It is a transcript of the gene Btd, whose product is annotated as biotinidase. Lineage: Eukaryota; Metazoa; Chordata; Mammalia; Rodentia; Cricetidae. Gene Ontology annotation, molecular function: hydrolase activity, acting on carbon-nitrogen (but not peptide) bonds, in linear amides. The record is from RefSeq and is a predicted model, not a curated record. The coding region runs from base 54 to 1664 and encodes 536 amino acids. The transcript has 4 exons.